AUGCCACUGCUCGGUCGAGAAAAGGGCCGCAGCCCGAGAUCUCGAAGAUCGGACGAUGAAUUCGUCGUGUUCCUCCAGGGGAUUCCAGCGCACUGUCGUUGGCAAGAAUUGAAGGAUUUGGUGCGCCAGACUGCUCUGCAUAUUCGCCAAGCUGUAGUCUACGAUGAUAGCCAUGGCUUCCCCACAGGUCUGGGUCAGAUCAUAGUCAAGAAUGAGGAUGAAGCUUGGCGGACUUAUCAUCGACUAUCCACCAACGGAUGGGAAGGCCAGAGCCUGGUCGUGACACUGGCACGCACCAGUUCUCCUACCAAACCCAUUGCUGGGCCUACAAGAAGUCCACCCGCAAUGAUUCAAGCCUACAUGUCGGGCCAUUCCACACCACCGCGGUCUCAAGGAAAUAUGACUAUGCCUCCGUCACCUAUCUCACCCGAAUCCGUCCACUCUGCUAGUCCAACCUACCCAUACCCCGAAUUCGCACCAAUGGUAGGCCCAAUGGCGAUGCCUCCACAGCCCUACAUGCCCAUGAUCCCAGAACCCAUGCAAUGCGUCCCGCCAUCCCCGAUGAUGCACUGCUCAAUGUACGACGCCCCGGGAUGGAACAUGAUGCCCAUGUACCCAAUCUCCCCAGUGCAACCCCUCCACGACAACGCAGGAGACCACUCUCCCCGACGCUUCCACCCGCGCAAGCCAUGGGCCAACUACCCAGUCCCAUCAAGCUCCCCAGUUCCCGAUCUCGCCCAGCGAGCAGUCUACAUCCAAAACCUGAACCCAGCAACCAAAACCGCAGACGUGGAGGCCCUCCUUCAAUGCAUGGGUACCGUUGAGCAGUGCAAGGUAACGGUGACCUCCGACAUUCACGAUCCCCACGCGCAAGCCCUCGCUUCUGCGAUCAUGCAUAGCGUCGACGAAGCGAAGCGUGUCGUGAACACAUUCAAUGGGAUGAUGUUCAUGGGCUCCCGGAUCCGUGUUAGAAUGGACCAUUCGCUCGAUAUCCCCCGAAGAGAGAGUUGGGAUGGGAUGGUCACGCGGGAUGAGCCCGAUAUGACGGAGCAGACGGCCAGUGAGGAGAGUUCUGAGUGCAGUGGCUGUGGACAAGAUGUCUAUUUCCCGGAACCAAAGCGGAUUGAUUCGCACAAGCCGCUAGUUGUUGAUGGGAGUGGGCUGCAGAAGAAGUCAUUAGAGUUGUUGUCCACAUCGGCGCCAACCUAG
Molecule: messenger RNA, 1209 nt
Organism: Penicillium cataractarum
Lineage: Eukaryota; Fungi; Ascomycota; Eurotiomycetes; Eurotiales; Aspergillaceae
Product: RNA-binding protein
Exons: 4
Coding region: 1-1209 (402 amino acids)
Cellular component (GO): cytoplasm; nucleus
Molecular function (GO): mRNA binding
Source: RefSeq, a predicted model, not a curated record